Messenger RNA from Dreissena polymorpha, 726 nucleotides. RefSeq lists its product as uncharacterized. The transcript has 4 exons. The coding region runs from base 53 to 469 and encodes 138 amino acids. NCBI's taxonomy places the organism in Eukaryota, Metazoa, Mollusca, Bivalvia, Myida, Dreissenidae. The record is from RefSeq and is a predicted model, not a curated record.
GUCGUUUCCUUGACACUUAAAGCAAGAGGCAGUUCAUUUGUGCAACGACAAGAUGGGGUGUUUUGCAUUUCUUAAAAGAAAGAAAAAUAACAUAAAGGAAAAAGAUGAAAGCACGAAAAAAAGAAAUAAAACCAGAGGCUGGUUUCGAAGGCGUAGUAAUAAAGUCGCGCCGUACGAACCUCCCGCCGCUCCCGAAGUCAACAUCAGACUGACCAAAGAUGGCUGCGCGUUUGAGCUCCUCGAGGAGGAAAUGCGUUUGAGGUUGGCAUCAAUUGAGGCCCGGAAGAGGGCAGAGAGGCGCGCCCGGAAUACGGCCACAAAGCGCGCAGUACGGGAAGUGGUUCCUCCAGAGCAGCGGAGGAAAAACCUGAAGAAACUGCACGAAAGAUGCCUCUCCGCACGCAGCCGGGCCGUAUCAAGGGGAACACAGAGCCCAACCCACGUCCAAAGCCUGAACAUUGUGAACUAGAUGACGGAUCCGUGCCGACCAACACCGCUGUCUUUAUUAUUAUACCAAUUACUCGGUCACCUUCGUUUUAAAGCAAAAAAAAACAACACAUUACCUUUUAAAACAUGAUUAAAAAAAAAUUUUUUUAAUUCUAUUCAGUUUGUACAUUCAAUAAAAUAGGUAACAUAUUCCAAUGCAUCCAAACGCUGUUAGGUCGGUGGGGAGCCUAUUCCAUACGGUCGCCGUUCGGACUGGAUUGAGGUCAGUCCAGCUGGCAA